CCCCGCCGCGGCUCCGCUCCUCGGCCGGUCUCCGUGUCGGAUUGUGCGGCCGGGGGGACUCGGUGGCUCCGCCAGCUUCUCCUUCCCAGCCCCGGGACUUCCCCGCGCACCGGGGCUCCCCGCGGCCCUCCCCGACGGAGCGCGAACCGGGCCCGGGGUCUUCCUAGCGCCGCGUUCAGGGAGGGGCUUCUGAGCGGGCGCCCCGGACCCCGCCCGGCAACGGGCGCCUUGCCCCACGGCCAGGAGGUCUGGGUUUGGGUCUCUGGUUUUCUGGGAAAGUGGAUUCUUUCCAAGUAUUCCCUUUCCUGUGCGAGCCGCGCGGACACCAGUGACACAGCGGUGCUGGCUGCCUGUGGAGGAAGCCCCCAUCAUCCCUGCACCUGCCCGGGACACCCUCCACUCUGCCGUCGGGCCCGGAUGGGGCUUUCUAACUCUGGAAGCGAGUGGGAAGUCCCUUGGAUGGCCCUGGGCAGCCCCCGCGCAGGGUCAGCGGCCGGUCACUCUCCCGCUUGCCUCAGUUGUUUGCACUGACCAGUUCUGAGCACUUGCAGCCCCAAGAAACACGCUGAGUUUGGUGAACAAGGUGACCCGCUGUGAGGAGCCUCUUCCCGGGGCAGGGGCAGGCCCCACUCGGGCUGACUGUGUGCUGCGCCCGGCUGGUCGCCACGCCCUGGUGCUCACGGCUGGAGGCUUUCCCUGCCGCCUUCAUAUCCUGUGCCGUCCUGCACGGGGCCUUUUGGGGAAGAGCUUCAGAGCACCUGCUGCGGGGGUGUGCAAACGCCUCUCUGCCUGCGACACCGCUGACCCUGAUGGGACUUGGGUGCUGUGUUGCUGGGGAGCCAAGCGGCUCCUCUGUCCGGAACACAUGCACGUAGCUAGGGAGUGCGUCUGGGAGCAGUGGGAUUUCUCUGCCUUCUCCGUCUCAUAAUGCUUUAGGAGGGUCACCCACGCUUCAGGUGCUUACUUUACCAGGAGUCCCUAAAUGUCCACCCCCGACCCUACCUGUCUCCUGCUCUCCGAGGGCCGUCACACCUCUGCUGUUACUCCAAACCGUGCUGACGGGCUCACGCGCGGCGCGCCCCGUUUCACACCCACCCGCGGCCUCGUGCCUUUGCGCCGGCAGCGUGUCGGCCCCCUCCGGUCCUGCUUGGCUGGGGUGUUGCUGUUUCAUGUGCUCCUGAGUAGCUGGCCUGGCCCUUCCUGACGUACCUGCGAGACUCCUGGGCCCCCUGCUGCCUUCCUUCCGACCUCUUCAUUCUCAGGGACCGCCACUGCUCUGGGGGUGAUGUCCCACAGUCCCGCUGGCAGCUCAGGCCUCACAUGUUUCUGGCUCUUCCUCGGCUUCUCAGAGUUGUCUGCUCCCAGCCUGGUCUGAAACUCACCCACCCCAGCUUCGCUCUGUGCCCCCGAGGGUGCUGAGCCUCUGCCCACCACCCCCGUCCGAGCCGACCCGUCUGGCAGCACUCCAGGUCUACACCCAGUGGCGCGAGCCCCCGGCUUUUGAUCUCUCUGUCACGGCCAUUAAGCACCUCAGCAGAUAAUGUGCGGCGGGCCCCCACUCAUGAGCCGAGCAGGUACCUAGAUCGCGCUACAUCUGUGCUUACGCUCCGCAGCUUCCUCUUUCACAGUAAGUAGAGCCCAGACAUCUCACCUCAGCUGUGAGGCCCUGUGGGGCCAGCUCCCGACCCCCUCUGCCACCCCUCCCACUUACCACACUGGAGCCACACCUGUUUGUCACCACGGUGGCCUUCUUUCUCUUCCUCAGACGUGCAAGCUUUUUCCUCCUCAGAGCCCUUGCUCUGGCUGCUUCCCCAUUCUAGAGCACCUUCCCCAUGGUCCCAGGGCUCCCCAGACGUCUCAGUGCUGACACCGCCUUCUUGGAGAGGCCUUGCUCAACUGCGGGCUCCUUGUGUGGUUUGCCCAGACACACACCAGACACCUUCAGUGGGCUUCCUGGCACCAUUCUCUUCACCAGAGGGCUGGGCCCUGUCUCUGUCCCCAGCGCGGUCAGCGCCCACGUGCACAGCGACCUGAGAAGGGGACAGAAGAUGUGGCAGAGGAUACCAGCAGGAGGAAGUGGUCUCCAGUUUGGUGGGUCAUGAAAGGUUUCCCAGGCAGAGUGGGCGGCUUCGGGCUGGGCCCUGAAGCCAGGUGGGCCGGAGAGCAGGCCCAUCAGCUCUCCAUCACGGGCCUCGGUCCUGGUUCCCCGGAUUGUUCUAGAUUGAGGCACGUUUGUUUCCCUCCUGCUCCCUCUUCACUACAUGACAGGACAUUAGUGUUGGUGUGUUUCUUUUUGGUCUCCCGUUAGAAAGGAAGCUCCAUGGUCAGGUCCAUGGUCAGGGCCUCUGGGGAUUUACUGGACGCUUCAUGCCCGGGAGCAGGAAGGAGCAGGUCCUCAGUACGUGUGUUUGGAAGGGAUGCUUGAGUUCCCGGGCGCUCGGUGCGCCACGCUCCGUGUGCUGUGCCUGGGCCAGCAUGCCUCUCUUCCACGGUGAUUUGAAAGAGGGAUGGGAGUCCGUUGAACGUGGGAAUGAGUCUCCGAGCUGUGAACAUUCAAGAAGGUGGCUUGGGCCAGAGCCCGGGGUGGAGGGGAGGGCAGGCGCCAGGCACGGACCUUGGCUCCUGUGAGCUGCUGGGUCACUUCUCGGAAGCAGUCUGUGCUGCCUGCUGCCUGUCUGUUGUCCCCGUGUUCUGCACUCAGAGCUUGGUGGCUUUGAGACGUAUGGGCUUCUUUCCUCCAGGCGGACAUCUGGACGUCCACGAACUCCCACGUCUUUUCACUAUUUGUCUGCGUGUUCCCUGUGCCAGCGUCCCCUGUGCCAGCUAGACCCUUGGGGCCUGGGUCUCCUUUCUUCCUACUUUCUCAGUCUAGGCAGCUCUGCCUGGUGGCCAUACCAAGGCCCUGGGGAAGCUGAAUGGAGGCUGAUUUGGUUCCUGUCAGAUUCUUUUUUUACCCCCCCAGAUUUUAUUUUUAAGUGAGCUUUACACCCAUUGUAGGGCUUGAACCCCAACCCCGAGAUCAAGAGUCACACACCAACUGAGCCAUCACGGCAUCCCGGUUCCUGUCACACUGUCACCCCACAGCCCCUAUCUGGCCCUCCUCGCAAGCCUGUCUGUGCGCAGAGUGUGGGGAUGGCCCGCUGGUCCGGGGUCUGCCUUUGACUUGUCUGCUGGGUCAGCACCCGUAGGCCGUGGUCUGCCAGCUCUGCCUGGAGCUGAACGGCAGCAGAGCUGGUGUUGAUGUUUGGGCUCCAUGUGGGCUGUGGCUAAGCCAGCUCUUCCAGAAUGUUCUCCAUGGGUAACCGCUGCUCUGGUCAAGGGGCUUUCCAUGCCCCAGAUGUAAUCAAAUUUGCCAUAUUUCCUCAACUCCUCUGGGGGUCACAUUCAUAAGCAUCUUCCCAGAGUUCUUAGGAACAGUUAGUCUCACAGGAAAAGGCAGGGGCAGCCUAGGGUCACCUGUGGAAAGUUAAGGCUCCUCCAGAAAGAGGAUUUUGCCCAGCCAAGGAGUCUGUCCUAUAAGGAGCCUGACUUCAUGCUGAGUCAUGGCCCAUGUGACUUCUGGGUUUUCUAGAAGAGUCCCAAGCCCAGAGCGACCUGUUCCGCCAACUCCUCAGGUUUCAGAAGACAGAGCAGACCUGCAUGAGACAUGGGGCGCCUUCCCAGUGCCCUGAUGCGCACACCCGGCUCCCGCUCCUCCCAGGGUGCUUCAGGUUCAGGAAGGUGUAGAAGGUUGCCCCGAUACAGCUCGCCAGCCCUGGGGCGCCGGGCCGGUCGGUCAGUCAGUCGAGCGCGCGGCUCUUGAUCUGGGGGAGGCAAGUUCCAGCCCCACGUUGGAUGUGGAGCAUCUUUCAAAUCGAACAACCUUCACAGCUCGGUGUUUCUCGUGGCAGACAGGGCUCCCUGCGUAAGUUUGUCCCUCAGGAGAUGCUGCCGCGCCAAGGCCUGAGAGGCCCCAGCUCCGGGAGGCCUGCCGAGCUCCCGCCUCGUGGGCCAGCGGGGCCGGUGGCCACCGUGCUCCGCUCGUGGUGGGUGCGGCGGGAACGCGGGUCACAGAGCUUGUUUGUGUUGUGUUUCAGGGCUCUCUUCACCUACGAGGGUAACAGCAAUGACAUCCGUGUGGCCGGCACUGGGGAGGGGGGCCUGGAGGAGAUGGUGGAGGAGCUCAACAGCGGGAAGGUGAUGUACGGCUUCUGCAGGGUGAAGGACCCCAACUCUGGUCUGCCCAAGUUUGUCCUCAUCAACUGGACGGGCGAGGGUGUGAACGAUGUGCGGAAGGGAGCGUGCGCCAACCACGUCAGCACCAUGGCAAGCUUCCUGAAGGGGGCCCAUGUGACCAUCAACGCGAGGGCUGAGGAGGACGUGGAGCCCGAGUGCGUCAUGCAGAAAGUGGCCAGAGCCUCGGGUGCCAACUACGCCUUCCACAAGGAGAGCGGCCGUUUCCAGGAUACAGGCCCUCAGGCCCCGGUGGGCUCCGUGUACCAGAAGACCAACGCCAUAUCUGAGAUCAAAAGAGUUGGCAAAGACAGCUUCUGGGCCAAAGCAGAGAAGGAGGAGGAGAACCGCAGGCUGGAGGAGAAGCGGCGGGCGGAGGAGGAGCGGCAGCGGCUAGAGCAGGAGCGCCGGGAGCGGGAGCUGCGUGAGGCCGCCCGCCGGGAGCAGCGCUAUCGGGAGGAGCAGGGCGGCGAGGCCGGGCCCCAGAGCAGGAAGAGUGAGCAGCAGGAAGUGGUUUCAAGGAGCCGAGAGGAGCAGGAGCCAGUCAGCCAGCCAGCACACCCACGCGAGAUUUUCAGGCAGAAGGAGAGGGCCAUGUCCACCACAUCCAUCACGAGCCCCCAGCCAGGCAAGCUCAGGAGCCCCUUCCUGCAGAAACAGCUCACCCAGCCGGAGACCCACCGCAGCCUGGAGCCCACUCAGGCCUCCUCGAGGCCCAGGGCAGAUGUCCGCGAGGACCCGGCGCCCAGCCCUCCGCCGUGUCCAGUGCAGGCAGAAGAGGAGGCUGUGUACGAGGAGCCUCCAGAGCAAGAGACCGUCUAUGAGGAGCCCCCGAUGGAACAGGUGCCGCAGCAAGACGCCGGCUCUGAGCACGUGGACCACUACCCGGGGCUGAGCGGCAAAGGGCUCUGUGCGCGGGCCUUGUACGACUACCAGGCAGCUGAUGACACGGAGAUCUCCUUCGACCCCGAGAAUCUCAUCACGGGCAUCGAGGUGAUCGACGAGGGCUGGUGGCGUGGCUACGGGCCGGACGGCCACUUCGGCAUGUUUCCGGCCAACUAUGUGGAGCUCAUCGAGUGAGGCCCCUGCUGCUGGCUGCGCCGAGGCCGUCUCCUACCCUUCCCCCCACGCGUGCUUCUCUUACUGCCGGGGACGUGACGUGCGUGCCGCGAGAGCCACACGGCACUCCUCUGGGCAUGGGACCCCCCGCAAAGAAGACAAGCCCUUGGGAUCUCUCAGACUAGGGUGCUCAGCUUGUCACUCUGGAUACAGCAAUACCCUGUGAUCCCCAAAUGUGCUCUGGCUGCCCUGGGCCCUCCCAGCCAGCCUGGCCUCUGAUCCCCGCGGAGGACAGGGAGCCGUGGUGUGGCCUCGCCGGGCGGUCUGAGCAGGGGCCUUUGCCUUGUGGUUCCUCUCCUCCUGGCCCUAAAGGGUGGUGGCUUCGGCUGGUAGCAGUCUUUGGGAACAGUGACCUUAGCAUUUAGGACCAAAGUCUGGGUGGGUCGUGAGGGUUUGGGCAGCAGGUCGUCUUUCUGGGUCCUACCCUGUGCCCCUGUUCCCCGUUCCUCCGCCCGGGGCUGCAGACUAUGCGAAGUGGUGCAGGGAUGACCCCAUCCGAGUGUGUGAUCAGCAAACCCACGUCCAUCUGUGGGGUGCGCCCUGUUCCACCGGCCCCGGUGUGUGCUGUCACCGGAUUCUGGUUCCGGGGGAGUGACCAGAGGGCCGAUGCCUGCUGUCGCACCCUGUCCGUCCCAGCCCACCUGUGUCUGCUUCCAGAGUGAGCACUGCCCUACUGUGGCCUGAAUGCCGCCGUGUGGAAAUCAGCCCCUUCCCCGGGGUGUGUGGGGGUGUGUGCAGGUGGGUGUGCCGACUGUGGCCACUAGGAGAGGCAUAAAGGUCAAGAUGUGACUCAC
Molecule: messenger RNA, 6125 nt
Organism: Enhydra lutris kenyoni (northern sea otter)
Lineage: Eukaryota; Metazoa; Chordata; Mammalia; Carnivora; Mustelidae
Product: drebrin like
Exons: 12
Coding region: 3835-5292 (485 amino acids)
Biological process (GO): positive regulation of dendritic spine morphogenesis; postsynaptic actin cytoskeleton organization; neuron projection morphogenesis
Cellular component (GO): site of polarized growth; cortical actin cytoskeleton; dendrite
Molecular function (GO): actin filament binding
Source: RefSeq, a predicted model, not a curated record